Messenger RNA from Cuscuta epithymum, 5331 nucleotides. Lineage: Eukaryota; Viridiplantae; Streptophyta; Magnoliopsida; Solanales; Convolvulaceae. The record is from the annotation of a GenBank genome assembly.
AAAGUCAAAGUAAAUAAUUGCGUAUACUCAUAUAGAUAAUGCAAGUACGGACACACUUGUUACACCCACCGAGGAAAAAUGGGCUCAGUGGAAAUCGAGGCUCCCAAAACCUCCGAGGAAGAUGAGCUCUCUCCGAUAGAGCAAGUCCGGUUAACCGUACCGAACACGGACGACCCGACCCUGCCGGUAUGGACCUUCAGAAUGUGGGUCCUCGGCGUCUUCUCCUGCGUCCUCCUCUCCUUCCUCAACCAGUUCUUCGGCUACCGGAAGGAGCCUCUGGUCAUCACCCAGAUCACCGUCCAGGUGGCAACCCUCCCCAUCGGGCGGUUCAUGGCCGCCGCCCUGCCCGCGACCAAGUUCAGGAUCCCCGGGUUCGGGUCGAGGGAGUUCUCGUUGAACCCGGGCCCGUUUAACAUGAAGGAGCACGUGCUGAUCACCAUAUUUGGGAACGUGGGGAGUGGGACGGCUUACGCAGUUGGUAUUGUUACCAUCAUUAUCGCUUUUUACCGCAGGAGUAUCUCUUUCUAUACUGGCUGGCUUCUCAUUAUUACCACUCAGGUGCUUGGAUAUGGAUGGGCUGGACUUCUCAGGAAAUACGUAGUGGAGCCAGCUCAUAUGUGGUGGCCCAGCACCCUCGUUCAAAUCUCACUCUUCAGGACACUUCAUGAAAAGGAAAACGAAGAGGACAAGCGGUACAUGUCACGCGCAAAGUUUUUUGUGAUUGCUCUCACUUGCAGUUUUUUAUGGUACUUCUUCCCUGGUUACCUAUUCCAGACUCUGCAAAGCAUAUCAUGGGUAUGUUGGGUCUUUCCCAAAUCCGUUACCGCCCAACAAAUAGGGUCUGGAAUGAACGGGCUUGGACUAGGAGCCCUGACAUUAGACUGGGCCACAAUAGCCUCAUUUUUGUCCAGCCCACUCAUAAGUCCAUUCUUUGCCAUUGCCAACAUCUUUGUUGGGUACACAUGUGUGAUGUACAUUGUGAUUCCCUUAUUUUAUUGGGGAUUUAAUGUUUAUAAUGCCAAGAACUUCUCCAUUAUCUCAUCUGACUUGUUUACUGCACAAGGUCAACAGUAUAAUAUAUCAGCUAUUGUUAAUAAUAAGUUUGAGCUUGAUGAGGCUCAAUAUGCUAAGCAAGGAAGAAUCCAUUUAAGUACCAUGUUUUCUUUGGCCUAUGGAUUUGGAUUUGCCACUAUUGCAUCCACACUAUCUCAUGUAGCCAUCUUUUAUGGAAGAGAAAUAUAUGAACGAUAUAGAGCAUCUACAAAGGGAAAAGUGGAUAUACAUACGAGAUUGAUGCGAAACUACAAAGACAUACCUUCUUGGUGGUUUUACAUACUUCUUUUAGUGACGAUGACGGUGUCACUUGCACUAUGCAUCUUCUUGAAAGAUGAGGUUCAGAUGCCUUACUGGGGACUUCUCUUUGCAGCUGCUAUUGCUUUCGUGUUUACCCUCCCCAUUAGUAUCAUUACAGCCACCACAAACAUGACACCGGGACUAAAUAUAAUUACAGAAUACAUAAUGGGGAUAAUAUAUCCUGGAAAACCUAUAGCUAAUGUGUGCUUCAAGACGUACGGUUACAUGAGCAUGUCUCAAGCUGUAUCCUUCCUCAGUGAUUUCAAGCUGGGUCAUUAUAUGAAGAUCCCUCCUAGAUCAAUGUUUUUGGUUCAGUUCAUUGGAACCAUCAUUGCUGGAACAACAAAUAUGAUUGUUGCAUGGUGGCUCUUGCACUCAGUUGACAACAUAUGCCACCAGACCAAGUUCUCAAACAGCCCAUGGACCUGCCCGGGUGACCACGUCUUCUUUGAUGCUUCAGUCAUCUGGGGACUCGUUGGGCCAAAGAGGAUAUUCGGGUCGCUCGGGAACUACUCCGCCCUUAACUGGUUCUUUCUGGGCGGGCUAAUGGGUCCCAUUAUAGUAUGGGCUUUACACAAGGCAUUCCCUUCCCAGUCCUGGAUCACCUUCAUCAACCUCCCUGUUCUUUUUGGAGCCACCCAUAGCAUGCCUCCCGCGUCUUCCUUAAACUACACCUCUUGGAUUCUGGUGGGGACCGUCUUCAACUUCUUCGUUUUUAGGUACCGGAAGAAGUGGUGGCAGAGGUAUAACUAUAUCCUGUCAGCAGCGUUAGAUGCCGGCGUUGCUUUCAUGGCAGUCUUUCUGUACUUCGUCGUUGGGUUGGAGAAUAGAAGUGUGACAUGGUGGGGGACCACUGACCCUGAGCAUUGUGAUCUUGCCACUUGCCCCACUGCCAAAGGCAUAUCUAUUGAUGGUUGUCCUACAUUUUAGCUUCAAGUUUGCAUAGCAUGUAAGGUGGGUAUAGCCUCUAAGGCUGUAAAAAGAAAUCAAUUUGUAUGUAAAAUAUCUGUAUUGAAAUUUAUUUGAAAACAAUUUAUCACAAUAGAAUCCAUUUUAUUCUUUUGCAUUGUAAAUUAAUAGACAUGCUACGAAAAGACACUUUUAAUGACAAUUAGUUUAUGACAAUGUUAUUUUAAAUUAGGAAGUCUUGAAAAACAAUGUUAAUUUGUUAUUAACACUUGUACCAAAUUAAAAUAAUUUGUAAUCCUACCAAGUUGUGGCUAGCAGUACACCAAAAAAGAAUGUCUCAUAUGAUCCAAAUUUGCCUCAGAUCAGUAAUAAGCAUUUCCCCAAAAAGAAAAAACAAUGAAAUCACAAACGUGUGGGUUAGAACGAAGAGGUGCAUCAAGAUCCACACAUCCAAUCCUAUCACAAGAAGCAGAGACUUCAUCACCGGCACCGGAGAAAGAAGAAGAUGCUUCAUCAUCAAAGGAAAAGUUCUCUGGGGAUGAUGAUGAGGCUGUGUGGACGUUUCGCGUAUUCGUGUUGGGAUCAUUGUCGUGCAUCUUCUUAAUAAUCGCAAACAAAUAUUAUCUGGAAGAAACGGCGGAAAGUGUGAUGUCAAUGGUGGUUGCAAUGGCUGUGGCGUACCCGGCGGGGGUCCUCAUGGCUAAGAAGAUGCCAAAGAGGAGGAUCUACGUGAGGGCGCUUGAUUUCGAGUUUGUGUUGAACCCUGGGCCUUUAAGCAUGAAGGAAUAUGUUUUGAUCACUACGUUAGGAAAUGUAGGUGCUGUCUAUGGUGGCUUGACCUCUCAUUCUAUCCCUCAUUCCUUGUCAUUCUAAUUGGUUUCUGCACAUAAAAAAACACCUUCCCUGUAUGGAUCUCUUGCUGGGAGAAUACAGAAAUGUCCGAGGAAAGCUAUUUUAUUACGAAGUAUAUUAGGCUUUACUUUGAAAAUAAAACAAAGGCCAAGAAGUGGUUGUUUAUUUUACAACUCAUAGUAAACAUAUUUUUCGUCUUGAAAAUAUAACACAAUGUCCAUUCAAAACGUAGUAUUAGCACUAUUUUGAUUUACCUGUUCAGUAGGCCCCUUUUUUACAACUCCUAUUGUGCACAACUCAUUCAUCAAUUCCGAAGCUUCCUUCCCAAACCCUUCAUUCGUUAGACCUUUAAUGAGAAUAAUGUAAGUAGUUUCAGUCGGUUGACAUCCCCUUGACACCAUAUCAGCCAAGAAGUCAAUUGCACGGUCUGUUUGGCGAAUUUUGCAAAGUCCAAAUAUUACACCAUUGUAAGUGAUAGAAUUAGGUACGACACCCAACCCUCCCAAGUCACGAAACAACUCGAUGGCUUUAUAUACAUUCCCUUCCCUACUAAGCCCCCAGAUGAGCGCAGUGUAGGUAAUCAAAUUGGGUUUGAAACCCUUUUUCAUCAUCUCAUCUAACAGCUCUAUGACCCUCUUCGUUUUGCCCACCUUUGCUAGCCCAUAUAUAAUCACAUUGUAAGUUUGAAGCACAGGAGAACAUUCAUGUUUCGUGCUCAGUUGGUCAAAGAUUUCAAUUGCCAAAUCAACCUUCCCAUCUUUGCAAAGGGCAUUGAGUAGUGUGUUAUAGGUCACGAUAUCAGGGUAACACCCCUGGGAAACCAUCACUUCUAGAUACUCAAUGGCUCUGUCCAUCUUUUUCUCCUUACAAAGAGCAUAAACUAUUGGAUUGUAACUCAAUGAAUUGGGAGUACAACCGUGCAUUGGCAUUUUCUCCAACAGGUCAAUCGCUCUUCCCAAAAUGCCCUUCCGGCACAAGAAAUUGAUAAGGAUGUUAAAGGUGACGACACUCGGAGAAAUGUUCUUUUUCCUAGCCAUCUCUCCAAACAGCCUCUCAGCUUCCUCCCACCUAUCGGUGGUACACAAGCUACGUAAAAUAGUGUUGAGAGUGAUCACAUUUGGAUGGACCCCAUAUGAUGGCAUCUCAUUCAAAAACUCAAUCGCUUUGUCCAAAUGCCCGCUCUUGCAAAUUGCAUUAAUCAGAAUGUUACACGUCACUUCAUUCGGCCUACAUCCCAUACUCCUCAUAUCAUCAAAUAACUUCAUCGCCCGCUGGACAUCACUACCCUUGCACAUUGCCUCAAUCAGAAUGGUAUAAGUGUAUACAUCAGGGUAACACUUCCACUUUAGCUGCAAAUCAAGAACCUCCAUAGCCUGUUUAAGUCUUCCAUUCCGGCAUAAAGGUCUGAGGAUCUUGUUGUAUGUGACAAUAUCAGGAGAAACAGUCAUUUUCUUCAAGAUAUUCAAGGCGUCAUGAAACUCACCCGCCUUACAAUGUGCAACAAUCAAGGCCUGGUAGGUGAUGACAUCAGGAUCCACCCCUGAACCCUCUAAAAUCUUCAUUACACUAGUGGCCAUCUUAGUCUGCCCAUUUCCACAAAAACCCCUAACCAACUUCUCAAGCAUAUGCACAUCCGGGAUUUCGCCUCGGCCAAUCAUGGUCAAAAGGUGUCUAAAACCUUCCCCCAAUUUACCAUCACACACCAGCUUCCUAAGGUGGUAAUUGCUCUCAAGGUUAUUACUACUGUUAUUGGUCGUUAUAAUUUCAGUACUUGAUAAAGCAAAGACCUUGUCUAGCCGAAGUUUUGAAUUACGUUCCAGUUUUUUCAGUCCACUAAGAGAACUUGAAAGCAAAUUUGUAAAACGGAUAGUAACACAUCGACCUUUGACCUCGAAGGAGUGAGCUCUAAAACUUCCUUCAUGAUUACAGCAAUUUGAGCAAAAAAAAUCGUGGGUUUGCUUCGUAGGCACUAUUAUCUCCAUUUUCAACCAAAACAAUUAAGAACGAACUAACUAAUGGUUGUAAUUCGAGUUCAAAGAAUCAAAACCUCACGCAUGCUAAUAAGCGCUAGUGCAAACAGACAGAAAAAAAAGAGCAAGCUAGAGAAGAAGGACCGCUGAAGUUUUGGCCGGAACAGUGACGAGCAAUACGGAUGAGGCACGGUGGGCUCCGACUCCUCCGAGAUAAGGUCUAUGCGGCCUGCAGCUUUAUUUUUUU